CAGCGGAGGCUGCAGCCUCGCUCUGGUCCCUGCGGCUGGCUGCCGAGCCGUGUGUCUCCUCCUCCGCCGCCGCCAUAUUGUCUGUGUGAGGAGAGGGGAGAGCGGCUAUUCCCGCUGCCGCUUCCAUCACAGGAAUCAAGACGACUACCAACUGGUUAGAAAACUAGGCAGGGGUAAAUACAGUGAAGUAUUUGAAGCCAUCAACAUCACAAAUAAUGAAAAGGUUGUUGUUAAAAUUCUCAAGCCAGUAAAAAAGAAGAAAAUUAAGCGUGAAAUAAAGAUUUUGGAGAAUUUAAGAGGAGGCCCCAACAUCAUCACAUUGGCAGACAUUGUAAAAGACCCUGUGUCACGAACCCCCGCCUUGGUUUUUGAACAUGUAAACAACACAGACUUCAAGCAAUUGUACCAGACGUUAACAGACUAUGAUAUUCGAUUUUACAUGUAUGAAAUUCUGAAGGCCCUGGAUUAUUGUCACAGCAUGGGAAUUAUGCACAGAGAUGUGAAGCCCCAUAAUGUCAUGAUUGAUCAUGAGCAUAGAAAGCUACGGCUAAUAGACUGGGGUCUGGCUGAGUUUUAUCAUCCUGGUCAAGAAUAUAAUGUCCGAGUUGCUUCCCGAUACUUCAAAGGCCCUGAGCUACUUGUAGACUAUCAGAUGUAUGAUUAUAGUUUGGAUAUGUGGAGUUUGGGUUGUAUGCUGGCAAGUAUGAUCUUCCGGAAGGAGCCAUUUUUCCACGGACAUGACAAUUAUGAUCAGUUGGUGAGGAUAGCCAAGGUUCUGGGGACAGAAGAUUUAUAUGAUUAUAUUGACAAAUACAACAUUGAAUUAGAUCCCCGUUUCAAUGAUAUCUUGGGCAGACACUCUCGUAAACGAUGGGAGCGCUUUGUCCACAGUGAAAACCAGCACCUUGUCAGCCCAGAAGCCUUGGAUUUCCUGGAUAAGCUGCUGCGAUAUGAUCACCAGUCACGGCUCACUGCAAGAGAAGCCAUGGAACAUCCCUAUUUCUAUACUGUUGUGAAAGACCAGGCUCGAAUGGGUUCAUCUAGCAUGCCAGGGGGCAGUACACCUGUCAGCAGCGCUAACAUGAUGUCAGGGAUUUCUUCAGUGCCAACCCCUUCACCCCUCGGACCUCUGGCAGGCUCACCGGUGAUUGCUUCUGCCAACCCUCUUGGGAUGCCUGUUCCAACUGCCGCUGGCGCUCAGCAGUAAUGACCCCACCUUUCUCCUGAUGCCUGAGCAGAGAUUUCAUCCUACACACUACAACCAGAAAAAUGUUUCAGAUAUACGGGUCAUCUCAUCUCUUGUUGAAAGGCCUUUCGAAGACUCCCAAUUGCAGACAGUAUCAGUUGUCUCCCAACAGCCAUUCCUUCUCUUUUCUGACAAAAUCCAUUUGGGGAGCAGGAAGGAUGUCAGCCCUGCUCCUGUGGGACUCAGGUAGUUGUGACUGUUUGAGAGACGGCACGUGAGUCAAAGACAGCACAUGUUGCAGCUAUCUGAUAAGAAAUUUGAAAUUACUGUAACAAAUACAGUACACGACCUAACAAAAAGUAAACUACAUGCAAGACCAAAAAUGUCAUAGGUCUGGGUGGGGUAACAGCCCUGCAUUCAGUUUCAGCACCAAGGGAUAAAAUACCAACAGAGAUGGGAACUGAGAAUCAGCGGAAGUACUCAAAAUGAGACACACUGACGGGGAAGAUAUGUGGGCUCAACAAUAGACCUGACAAAAUCAGAAAGUGACAUUGAAGAUGGGUCCAUGGAGACUGCAAGAGGGUGAAAGGGGAGAGAGCAUCCAAGAGUUGGACAGCAUUGAAAGUUCUACACAUGUAGUUAAAUUUCCAGAAAGAAGGGGAAAAGAAGUGAAAAACAGUUGGGAAUUUUCCUUAAGGACAAUAAAAUUCAUAUCUAAGCAGGCCAAAUUUAUGCAUAAGCAACUAGGCAUAUCAUUAAGAAUGGUAAGACAGAAAACCUUAGCUAGGGGUGGGCAAAGAGUUUUGGAACCCUAUAAUCAAUGAAAAUACCUUUGACAAUGAGGGAGAAAUAAAGCCUUUCUCGAAAAAAAGCCCAGGAACUUCAUACUCUACAAAAAAUACUAAAGGAAAUUCUUUAGACAGGUAACUGGCCACACAGCAACUUGGCACUACAAAACUUUUUAUCUUGAGACAGUGUAUGUACCCCAGACUGACCUCAAACUUGAGAUCCUCCUUCCUCAGCUUCCUGAGUGCUCAGUUUACAGGUCUGCAUGACUAUGCCUCUCUAUGAAUCAAAACUAAGCACUUUAUAAAUGGAAUGAAUGAAAGUAAUUUUAAACAAUCUUUUUAACUGAAUUAUCUUAGAAACAGUUGAAGUCUAUCUUCUCUCUUUUGUGUGGUAUUGGGGAUUAAACCCACUGACAUCACCAGCCCUUGACACUUAUUUUUGUUUGUUUGUUUAUUUGUUUUGUUUUUUGG
This is a messenger RNA of Fukomys damarensis (Damara mole-rat), 2445 nucleotides long. It is a transcript of the gene Csnk2a1, whose product is annotated as casein kinase 2 alpha 1. Gene Ontology annotation, molecular function: ATP binding; protein serine/threonine kinase activity. Gene Ontology annotation, cellular component: protein kinase CK2 complex; cytosol; nucleus. The record is from RefSeq and is a predicted model, not a curated record. The transcript has 13 exons. NCBI's taxonomy places the organism in Eukaryota, Metazoa, Chordata, Mammalia, Rodentia, Bathyergidae. Bases 440 to 1207 code for a protein of 255 amino acids. Gene Ontology annotation, biological process: protein phosphorylation.